Symbiodinium necroappetens is the source of this 826-nucleotide messenger RNA. The record is from the annotation of a GenBank genome assembly. Lineage: Eukaryota; Dinophyceae; Suessiales; Symbiodiniaceae.
AUGCAGAAGAAGUUGACGGCGAUCCUGAACAAGCACCGUGAGGCAGCCACACAGGAUCUCAAGCAGCAGCUCAGCCAGCAGAGCUCGGGCAGCGGUAGGAAGCCGUUGCCUCCGCCAAAGCCAAGCAAGAGAAAAAAGCCCGCUGAGGAGGAGGAGCCCUCACGCGGCCGUGUUGUGAAGCCGACGGUGAGCAAGAGGAGCAAGUUCCCGGCCAUCCGGGACAAAGACCCGCCGCAGGACGAGGAGGAGGAGGAACGAGAGGAGUGUGAUGAGAGCAAGACCAAAGGCGAGGGCGAUGGUGAGUUCUUGGGCGAGGCAGAUGUGCCGAGCCCCCCGGGCAGCGAGUUUGAGGACCUCGAUGACACGGCCAACUCAGAAGAGGUUGAGGCCUUCCUGCAGGAGAGCGACGAGGACAAUGACGUCUUCGCGGAAGGGUUGGCUGUGGAGAAGAAAAGCAAAGGUGGUGAGGACAAGGCAAAGGCCAUCCCGACAAAGGCCCAGGUGAUCAUGGACAAGCUGGACCAAGACCUUUCCAACUGCAUCCCCAAAGACCUCACGGAGCCAUCCUGUUGCACGUAUACAGUUGCUGCUUUCGUGUUCGGGUCCGACUUGGGAAACUGGGUGCGGCUUCUCCACUGCGAGGGGCUGCUACGGGUGGAUGAUGUAAAACUUGUUGUGUCGAACCUGCCAGGUACAGUAUCGGCCAGCCUCGGCCCGGGCAAGGUUUAUUACAACAAGCUCUCCAUCAAAGCCAAAGCCGAGUUGGACCCAUGGGCCCAGCGGGUUGCAAGCGGGGCCUUCGUGACCCCAAGCCGCAGGCCGACAG